Messenger RNA from Oenanthe melanoleuca, 3563 nucleotides. It is a transcript of the gene RUFY1, whose product is annotated as RUN and FYVE domain containing 1. Gene Ontology annotation, biological process: regulation of endocytosis; protein transport. The coding region runs from base 1178 to 2974 and encodes 598 amino acids. The record is from RefSeq and is a predicted model, not a curated record. The transcript is spliced from 18 exons. Lineage: Eukaryota; Metazoa; Chordata; Aves; Passeriformes; Muscicapidae. Gene Ontology annotation, molecular function: metal ion binding. Gene Ontology annotation, cellular component: cytoplasm.
GCUCUGUCAGGCUUGGUGCUGUUACCACUUCCAUGAGGAGCACCCAGCCACCCUCUGGGUGAAGAACCUUUUCCUGAUCACAGCCUAAAUCUCCCCUGACUCAGCUUCAGGCCACCCUAAAAAUUCUGCCUGAAAUUCUGCAUCCUUUGAGUCCACUAUCAGUGCUACAUCCUUUUAUUAACCUCCCCUAGGCCUGAGGUCACUGAAGGUGUCCAGCCCUAAACCUGAACAAGGCAAUUCUACCAACCAGUGAUUCGCCUUUGUAAUCUUGCCUGCAAAGGCUGACCUGGAACAGAGACUAGACAGAGCAGAAGGAAAAAAAUAGUAUUUAUUGAAAGGAUCCACUUUGGGCAGUGCGAGAGCCAGGCUGGGGCUACACCCAAAUCAAAUCCAAGAUGGAUCCUGGUCAGGAGUUUUUACACUUUUAUAAGUCUUGGUUCAUCUACACAUUGGGGUCAGUUGUCCAACCACAGCUCCAGGCUAUGAAGUCUCAGCUCCCUGGCUUGUCCCCUUUCCCUCACCCUUGUUUAUGCUUUUUGGGUACCAGCUGUCCUUAAUUACCUAGCUAGAAAUUAAUUGUUUUGUCUAAUUACCCUGUGAAGAGACCUUACUAACACCUAAUAUGAAGUUUAAAAGUUACACACUAAGCAGCAGAGAUUCUGAAAAAUAUAAAAGCUAAAACCCAAGGCAUCAGUAACGCCUGGGCGUCACUUGCAGCUUGCUCGUUAGCUGAUGUUUCACGGCUUAAAUCACCCUUAUCGUAGCUUGGGCUUGAAAUUGUACAAAGAUCGAAAAACAUCCUUUCUUUAGCAAUUCUGUAUGUAUUCCACGUUUUACAACACGCCCCGGCCGGGCCGAGCCCGCCCCGCGCCCCUCACAGUGCUCUAAGAUGGCGGCCGGCCCGGCCCCGGCCCCGCCGCGCGCGCCGUAGCCGUGGUAACGCGGCGGGCCCGGCUCCCGCAGCCCGCGGCUCCCCCGGCCCGGCCCCGCCGCUCAGGUACGGACCCAUGGCCGGGGCCGGGGCUGGGGCCGCGUCCCUCCCGCGGCGCUGAGGGGGGGUUUACCCAGCUCGCCCCCGCCGCAGGAUGGAGGCCCAGCGGGGGCAUCGCGGCGAGGGGGCUUUAAAAGCUGCGCAGCGUCUCCGUGCAGAUUCUCCCCAGAUACACGGUGUCACACCAUGGAGGAGCGUGCCAACCUCAUGAACAUGAUGAAGCUCAGCAUCAAAAUCCUCAUCCAGUCAGCCCUGAGCCUGGGCCGGACCCUGGACUCCGACUUCCCACCACUGCAGCAGUUCUUCGUGGUGCUGGAGCACUGCCUCAAGCACGGCCUCAAAGUGAAGAAGACUUUUAUUGGGCAAAACAAAUCGUUUUUUGGUCCUCUGGAACUAGUGGAAAAACUUUGUCCCGAAGCAUCAGAUAUAGCAACUAGUGUUAAAAAUCUGCCAGAGUUGAAGACUGCUGUGGGCAGAGGGAGGGCUUGGCUCUAUCUAGCACUCAUGCAAAAGAAACUGGCAGAUUAUCUCAAAGUACUCCUGGACCAUAAGCAUCUGUUAAGUGAAUUUUAUGAACCUGAUGCAUUGAUGAUGGAGGAAGAAGGAGCAGUUAUUGUGGGUCUGCUGGUUGGACUGAAUGUUAUUGAUGCAAACCUCUGCUUGAAAGGAGAAGACUUGGAUUCCCAGGUUGGAGUGAUUGAUUUUUCCUUGUACCUUAAGGAAACGCAGGACAGUGAUGGCAAACAAGAUGGAGGGAUUACAGCUGUUCUUGACCAGAAGCAUUAUGUGGAAGAACUGAACCGACAUCUAAGUUGCACGGUUGCAGAUCUCCAGAACAAAAUAGACUGUUUAGAAAAGACCAAUUCAAAACUCCAGGAAGAGCUUGCAGCAGCUACCGACAGAAUUGGAUCCCUUCAGGAAGAGCAGCAGCAGCUAAAACAACAGAAUGAAUUAAUUCGUGAGCGGAGUGAAAAAAGUGUAGAGGUAACAAAAGAGGAUACAAAAGUAGAAUUGGAUACUUACAAGCAGUCACGCCAGGGUCUUGAUGAAAUGUACAGUGAUGUUUGGAAGCAGUUGAAAGAAGAAAAAAAAAUCAGGCUGGAACUAGAGAAAGAGUUGGAGCUACAAAUUGGAAUGAAAACAGAAAUGGAAAUUGCCAUGAAACUUCUGGAAAAAGAUACUCAUGAAAAACAAGACACUUUAGUUGCCCUUCGUCAACAGUUAGAAGAAGUGAAGGCCAUUAACUUGCAGAUGUUUCACAAAUCUCAGAAUGCAGAGUGUUCAUUACAACAGAAAACAGAAGCAAUAUCCUCUUUUGAAGGAAAAACAAAUGAGAUGAUGUCCUCUAUGAAACGAAUGGAGGAGAGACUGCAGCAGGCAGAGAAGGCCAGGCAGGCAGCAGAGGAUCGGUGCAAUAAGAUGAAGCAGGAGCUGGCUGAGAGGCUCGACUCAUGUCGGCAGCAGAUGGCCCAGCUGGACAGCAAAUGCUCAACUCUGGAAAAGGAGUUAAAAUCUGAAAAGGAACAGAGACAAACUUUGCAAAAAGAACUGCACCAAGAGAAGGAUGCAACCACUCUGCUUAAAACAGAAUUGCAACAGAUGGAAGGACUGAAAAAGGAACUGAGAAAACUGCAAGACGAGAAGCAGCAGCUGAAGAAGGUCCGUGAGGAGCAGGAACAAGCUCUUCAAGAAAUGGGACUUCAUCUCAGCCAAUCAAAGCUGAAGAUGGAAGACAUUAAAGAAGUAAAUAAAGCACUAAAGGGUCAUACGUGGCUGAAGGAUGAUGAAGCAACCCACUGCAAACAAUGUAAAAAGGAAUUCUCCAUCUCAAGAAGGAAGCACCACUGCAGGAACUGCGGGGACAUCUUCUGCAACACUUGUUCCAGUAACGAACUCGCGCUGCCAUCGUACCCAAAACCCGUCCGUGUCUGUGAUAAUUGUCACACAUUACUGCUCCAGCAGUGCUCCUCUAACUCCUCCUAAGGCUCUCCCACCCUUGUCAGAGCCACUUUAACAUUGGAAAGUAGCCAUUAUUUUUUUAAUUCUGAAUCGCAGGUGUCUUCUCUGCAGCAGACUGGACUGGCUGGUCUGAUGAUUUCCACUGUAAGAUCAGUGUAAAUUAAUUUGUAGGGAUUGUGCAAGCUAAUGGUUCUCCAACUGAAAUAAUUAAGAAGCUUAUAUCAACUGUAAUUUCCCCAAAAGUUCUAUUUGAAACUAAGAUUCAUUUUUCUGAUUUUUAUAGAUAUUUGUAUUAAAAUUUGUAUAUGGCAUUUCUACAUUUAUUUGAUCCCUGUAGACAUCAUUGUCUCUCUCUGUACAUGAAUUUAAUUUCUUUACCUUCACUGUAGGUGCUCCUGUGUGUUCCCCUGGCUCGUGUACAGUUUUGUAUUUGCUCUAAGUCAGAGAGGAAAAGGUCAAUUUAUGAAUUGUGUAUAGAAAGCCUUAUAAAGAGUGUUAAUGAAUGUGCCUUCAGUUCACUGCACAGUCAAAAACUGCACAUUAUACUUGUUCUGGAAGUCGCUGUGACCACAGUGCAGUAGUUACACAAUAAAGUCUUUUGCAAAAAUUGAAA